UAUAUAUGAUCUGUAAAUUUUAAUAUUAAUACAAAUAGUUUUUUUUUUGUCUUUGUCAUUGUUAAUUAGUAUGAUAUACAAUAUGUAGAAAUUUUGUUCUAUAGAAUUAUUUCAUCCCUAGUGCUUGUUUGUAUUUAGUUAGCAAUUGAUUGAUUGCAUGAGAAAGAGAAACGGAAAAGAAGAGAAGAAGGAAAAAAACUAGUUUAGAAUAAAGAUUGCAUAGACUAGAAGGAACGAGUAAAUUAGAUAUCAAUGUUAUAAGAUCAGUAGAAAUGAACGAAGUGUAUAUGUAUAUUAGAUUGAAUAUAUCUUUAUUUGUUUUUCUCAUUAUUAAUUACAUUUUGGUUAUAUAUAUAUAGAUGUUUAGAUCAAUGGGUUGAAUUGCAAUGAAUGGGCACCGAAUCAUUUCGAUUAUUUUUUAUUUUCUUAUUCAGCUCAAUUAUUGCUGAUAACUUUAUAAAUGUUGAACGACAAAAAAUUAUUCUCAGUAGUUUAUUUACACAUUCAUGUUAUCCAUCAAUUAAUUUUGCUCUUAAACAAAUUGCAACAAAACAGAUAGAUAUUGAACUUGAACUUAAUGGAACAGAAGAUGUUAUUCCUUGUGAUGUUGGCACAAGUGUAAAAGUAUUUUUUGAUAUCAUUAAUCAAACUACAUCAUUGAGUGUACUUAUGACUGAUGCUUGUCAAAGUGUACUUAGUUAUAUGGCGGAAGUUGCUACUUAUUUUCAUUUACCUGUUUUUUCAUUUACUGAUAGCGAUUUAUCAUUAUCAUCUGUUGAUCGUUAUCCACUUAUUUAUCAUAUGGUACCAUCUGAUCGUGCUCAUAAUUUAGUACGUAAACAACUUUUACAAUAUUUUAAUUGGACACGAUUUGGAUUAAUCUAUCAACAUGGAUCAAAAUAUACAUUGGUAGCUAAUGAUUUUUCUGAUUUAACUGCGAUGGAUAAAAAUCAAUGGGAAGUUAAUUUAACACGAGGUAUACCUUAUCGUUAUGGUCCGGAAUGGUAUGAUGAUAAUAUAAUAAAUAUUAAAACAUUACUCAAAGAUUUUAAAGCAAAAGAUGUUCGAAUAAUUAUUGCAAAUUUAAAUCAAACACUUGCAACUCAUAUGUUCUGUCAUGCUGCUAGAGAACAUGUAUAUGGUUCAAGUUUUCAAUGGAUUAUGCUAGGUUAUCCAUCAGUAUCAGCAUGGUGGACCGAAAAAACUGAUUGUUCAAUACAAGAAAUAAUUCGGGCAAUUAAUGGAACUUUUCAAACACGUGUACCACGUUUAUCUAUAGAUGAUGUUGAUGAUCGACCAGAUCAUGUUUUGGAAUAUUUAAAAUCCUUUUCAGAUUUAGAAAAAAAUUAUUUUGAUGCUUAUGCAUAUGAUACAAUAUGGAGUUUAGCAUAUAUUUAUCAGUCAAAAAUAUUAUUUAAUCAAUCAAAUAUUAAAAAAAUUGUCGAUAAAAUUGAUUUUAUUGGUGCUACAGGAAGAGUUAGAUAUUUAAAUAGUGGACGUAUUGGUGAAAUUCUUGUUGAACAAUAUGUUGCUUGUCGAAUGAUGAGUGAUGGUUCAUGUAAAAUACCAUGUUAUGAAGAAGAUAAAGAUUGUAAUUUAACAGUUGUGAAAAUCUUUCUUGCUAAAAAUUCAGACUCAAAAUAUGGACCACCAGUUUUACAUAAAUUGAAUUCAGCUAUAUGGCAUGGAAAUAAUCCAACAAGAGAUCGAACUAAUCAAAUUAUUCAAUAUGAACAUAUUUAUCUAUCUGUAUUUAUAUCAAUAACAAUAAUUAGUGGAAUUGGAUUAAUUAUUUCAAUAUCAUUAUUUAUUUUUAAUAUUCGUUGUCGAUCACAUAGAUAUAUUCGAAUGUCAAGUCCAUCUUUGAAUAAUAUUAUUUUAUGCGGUUGUAUGUUAGCUUAUAUUAGUAUCAUUUUAAUGGGAGUUAAUUCAUCUUUAUUUCCACAAAAAUGGUUUACAAAAAUUAUUAUGAAUAUUAUCUGUGCAACUCGAAUGUGGCUUUUAUGUAUUAGUUUUACAUUAGCAUUUGGUUCAAUGUUUAGUAAAACUUGGCGUGUACAUUCAAUUUUUACAAAUAUUAAUUUAACACGAAGGGCUAUUCAUGAUUCUCGUUUACUUGCUGUAGUCGGUGCUCUUUUAUGCAUUGAUUUAUUUUAUUUAAUUGCUUGGCAAAUAUUCGAUCCAAUUCAACGAAAAUAUAUUUAUGAUACACCUUAUCGACCUAAAUAUAAUCAAGAUAUUCAAAUUAAUCCAUAUUAUGAAGUAUGUCAAGGUGAAUAUACAGCAGUUUGGCUUCUUAUUCUAAUUUUAUAUAAAGGUUUAUUAAUGUUUUAUGGUUCAUUUCUUUCCUGGAAAACUCGUCAUGUAACAAUUCCAGCAUUGAAUGAUUCACGUUAUAUUGGUUUAAGUGUUUAUAUUGUAUUUAUUUGUUGUACACUUGGAUCAUUAGUAACAUUUAUUCCAUCGGAACAAAUUCAAUUGUCUUAUUGUCUAACAUCACUUUUUAUUGUUAUUUGUACAACAGCAACUGUAGGUCUAGUAUUUGUACCAAAAAUUAUUGAAGUAUAUCGUGAUCCACAUGCAAAACGAAGACAAAUAAAAAUGAUUAGACGAUUACAAACUAAUCCUGGUCGAUCGAUGAAAUUAACAAGUAAACAUUUAAAUAGUGCAAUACUUGAUAAUAAUCAAUUAAAUUUUGUUUUUUCUAUGCAAGAACAAACAUUGGAACGUUUGAUGGAACAAUUAAAAAAUUCUUCAACAAAAAAUAAUAUUAUUAGAGUACCAUAUGAAUUCGAGCGUCUCAUUAGCUCCGAGAACAACAUCGAAGAAGAAGAAGAAGAUGAGGAAGAGGAGGAAGAAGAUGAUGAUGAUGAUGAUGAGGAAGAAAAUCCAACUACACAUGAUGAUGACGACGACAAUAUAAACGAUCGAUUUCUUUCAAAUAAUAAACCUUUCAAGGGACGUGUCGCACGAGCACUUAGUUUAUGUCUUUAUAAUAAAAUUCAUAUGGCACAAAUAUGUUGGUCAGAAACAUCUGGCGGUGUAAGUCAUGGUUCGAUUUCUCAACUUCAAGAUAAUCAACGUUCACCAUCAAUGACAUUAUUAAAAUCAAGUUAUCAUAAAUCGGCUGAUUUUGUUAAAAUUGAAGAAUCUCAAGAACAAACAUCUAACUUAGUAGAAACAAUAUCAUUAUCCGAUAUUGAACCUGUAUAUGAUGGUUUAAUAUCUCUUGAUGACAUUCGUCUUGAUAAAAUGAUUGAAACUGAUCUUAUUUCAUCUAAUUUUUAG
Adineta steineri is the source of this 3288-nucleotide messenger RNA. The record is from the annotation of a GenBank genome assembly. Lineage: Eukaryota; Metazoa; Rotifera; Eurotatoria; Adinetida; Adinetidae.